This is a messenger RNA of Hymenoscyphus albidus, 244 nucleotides long. The record is from the annotation of a GenBank genome assembly. Lineage: Eukaryota; Fungi; Ascomycota; Leotiomycetes; Helotiales; Helotiaceae.
AUGGCUAUGCAAUCAGCUACGGUUUUGGCAGAGGAAAAUGGACGUUUACGAGCUGAAUCUGAACGUCAAAAGAAGAAGAAGACUGUGCGACGUCAAUAUAUUGCUACUGGGGGUGUUCUUACAGGUCAGGAAGGGAGGGAACUUAUUCAAAAUAGUGAUAAUAUGGUUUUGGAUGAAGCUGUGGCCCCGCUAAUUGAACCACGAAUUCGUGCACCACGAACCUGUAGUAUAUGUAGAUCACUAG